UUUGACAUGACCAAGUUCCUCGCGCUCGCUGCCCUGUUCGCGUUUGCCGCCGCCCGACCUGAAAUCUUCAACGGCACCAUUGUCCCCAAGGGCAAGUACAAGUACGUGGCGACUAUCCAUGACGAAGAGUCCGGCUUGCUCGUGGGCGGAGCGACCUUGAUUGCCCCUAAGGUGCUCCUCACCGCCGCCUCCUGCGCCGAGGAGUGGGCCGACCUCGCGUGGAUCGGAUCGCACUACUUGAGGGACAACACGGACGGCGAACGCAUCAAGGUCGUCAAGAGAAUCGUGCACCCUGAUUACGAUAAAGACACGUCCGAAAACGACGUUGCCAUCUUUGUGUUGGAAACCAAAUCUAAUUUCACCCCCGUCGCGCUCAACCUGAACGACGCUGCAACUGAACCCGGCACCGUGUCGUGGAUGCGUGGCUUCGGCAUACCAGGUAUCUCGAUUUCCGAGGAUGAACCCCCCGUCCUGAUGGAAGCCGAAGUCAAGAUCUGGUCCAACGAUGAGUGCCGGAAAGCGACGAACAGCGUAAUCUUCAAGUCCAAUUUAUGUGCCUAUAGUGCCGACAAGGACCCGUGCUCUUACAACGAAGGCGGACCGUUGAUUAUCAUGCGCGGCGGUGUCGAGUACGUCGCCGGUGUGUUGAGCUUGGGAAAAUGCAACCGAUUCAAGGAGCCUAGUGUGUACACGCGCGUGUCGUCCGUCUACGACUUCAUCAAACCCUUUUUGGCUAUCGCCCAGCCAGAAAACUAA
Messenger RNA from Aphanomyces invadans, 756 nucleotides. RefSeq lists its product as hypothetical. Gene Ontology annotation, biological process: proteolysis. Gene Ontology annotation, molecular function: serine-type endopeptidase activity. The transcript has a single exon. NCBI's taxonomy places the organism in Eukaryota, Oomycota, Saprolegniomycetes, Saprolegniales, Verrucalvaceae. The coding region runs from base 7 to 756 and encodes 249 amino acids. The record is from RefSeq and is a predicted model, not a curated record.